GUCGCAGUCCAACUGCCUCAAGAAGCAUUGUGGAAGUAUAUCGGGACAGCGCGCAGAAGGAAAAGGGAAGAGUGACCGAGACGGAAAGAAAGAAAGUGACAACGAUACAAAGAGCAGUGUCCAGGAAGUGGCCCUAUUGUUUUCAGGGUCACCUGCUUUUUCCUUUCAGGAGCCUCCCAAUGUCUGUUCUGUCCCCAAAGGGUGUACAUCUUAAAUCAACUAAAGUGCACAAAAUUGGAUGGCUUUCCUCCUCCCCCAGCUCCAAAGAAAAGACACUCUCACACGCACUCCACCUGAAAGUCAAACAAGCCACCGUUGAAAUAAUAUUGACCAAGCAAUACAUCGCAAAAGUUAAAUGACAAUACGGACUGGUUCGAGCUUCCGCAUCUCCGUUGAGAGGUGCAGGGUUCAAUUUCUGCUGCGGCUUUCCUGCGUGGAGUUUGCACGUCCCCCCCCCCUGGGCCAGCGUGGGGGGCUGCUCUCUUUUCCUCCCGCAUCCCUAAAAUGUGCGUCCAGUGAGCACUCCAAAUUGUCCCUGGAUGCGAUUGUGAACGGUCGUUUGUCUAUGCCAUGGGCUGGCGGCCGCUUUGGUGCAAACGGGUGCACUGCCUCAAUUGAAGGGAUGGCAAACUCCAGGUAGCAAGCACACCUUAGUUCCCAAGUUACUCAUUAACAGGCAAGCAGCUGCAGGGCCCGCCUCCUUAAACCUUUGCACUAGCUUUCUGGCUUUUACAAACAAACACACAGAGUGAAUGUGAAAAGUCAGUCUACCAAAGCAGUGGCGGCUAUCCAUACGUACUGAUGAUCAGUCUGACUGAAGAAGAGGACAAUCCACACGCAUGUGGGGAGCUACACUAAAGAAAGAGUCAACCUUGCCCUCCCUCCAGUGGACUUGUGUGGCUACAACAUUCUUCCAGGUCAAGAAAGCACUCGUACAACUCAUCUCAGGAGACGAUGCAGUCAUUUUGCAAUCAAGCAAAAUUGACCUGUUGAAAAACUGUCAGGUGCAGAUGGAUUUAUAUUAAGCGACCAACAAUUGAAGAUCCACGGGCAAAACCCUUUAUCAUCCUUAAUUAAAAGCUGGAAGUCUUGGUCAAAAAGCUACAAAUUCAGUCACUCCCCAACAAAGCCAAGAAAAAGAAUGGAAGAAUUUGCAAAUCUAAGCACAGUAGCCACGGCAACGACGCUUCCGACCGACACAAAGAAGAGCAAUUCUCACAGGUGGGAGUUCCUGGUCGCCGUUUUGGCCACUGCCAUCUCCCUGUCUGUAAUCAUGGUUCUCUUGGCUAAGUGUCAAGUGGUUCGGCGCUACCUGGCCAGCUAUCGGCACACCAGGUUAAGAGAGACGGACAUUAGCCAAUGUGAGCAGUCAGGUCCGGAUGUGGGCUUUGACGUGCACGGAGAAUCUGAAAUGAACCCUCGGCAUCCUGCCGGUGCUGAAGAUGACGACGGCUUCAUUGAGGACAACUACAUCCCGACAAGCGAAAGAGUGAGAGCUGAAAGAGCAGCAGAGAACAUGGAUGACAUGGACGAAGGCAUGAAUGAAAUUCAAUUUGCCAUUACUUAGAGGGAGGCGGGCGCCUCUGACUUCUCCUUUGCUCCACAAGCACCUGAACCUUUAUUUCUAACUCUGUGUUCCACAUUUGAAUGACCAAUUGGGUAAUUGAUAAUUGAAGAUUCAGAAAUGAUCAAGCACUUUUUUGUUAUUUGGCUUUCAAGAGAACCCCCAUGUCCACUACCUGUUUUUUUUUUUAACUCUGUGUUCCCCAUUUGAAUGACCAACUGAGGAGUUAAUAAUUGAAGAUUCAAAAAUGA
This is a messenger RNA of Syngnathus typhle (broad-nosed pipefish), 1815 nucleotides long. It is a transcript of the gene lg14h1orf210, whose product is annotated as linkage group 14 C1orf210 homolog. Lineage: Eukaryota; Metazoa; Chordata; Actinopteri; Syngnathiformes; Syngnathidae. The transcript has 4 exons. The record is from RefSeq and is a predicted model, not a curated record. Bases 1142 to 1567 code for a protein of 141 amino acids.